Molecule: messenger RNA, 1143 nt
Organism: Pteronotus mesoamericanus
Lineage: Eukaryota; Metazoa; Chordata; Mammalia; Chiroptera; Mormoopidae
Gene: RIBC2
Product: RIB43A domain with coiled-coils 2
Exons: 7
Coding region: 10-1143 (377 amino acids)
Source: RefSeq, a predicted model, not a curated record
ACCCCAGUCAUGGAGAUAGUGCAGCCCAAGGACCUGGAACGACACUGUGCCUUGGCCAGGAGGAGACACGCGGAGCUGUGCAGGCAGAAACGGAUCUUCAACGCCAGGAACAGGAUCAUCGGGGGAGAUGCAAACGCCUGGGAUAUUCAGGUUCGUGACCAGAAGAUAAAAGAAGCAACUGAAAGAGCCAGACAUGAGACAUUCGCUGCUGAAAUGAGGCACAAUGACAAAAUCACAUGCUUAUUAGAAAACCGGAAAAGAAGAGAUAGGCAAAAUCUCUGCAAAGCUGUCAACGACUUCCAGCAGAACUUUCAGAAGCCAGAAACUCGUCGAGAAUUUGACGUCUCCGACCCCCUAGCCCUUAAGAAAGACCUUCCAGCCCGGCAGUCAGAUAGUGAUGUUCGGAACACGGUAUCGGGAUUGCAGAGGUUCAUGGGAGAGGAUUUAAACGUCCACGAGAGGAAGAAAUUCCAACAGGAACAAAACAGAGAAUGGUCCUUGCAACAGCAAAGGGAAUGGAAGGCUGCUCAGGCCGACCAGAAGUGUGCAGAGGACCUUCACACGCAGACCAGGCUGCAGUGGGACGAGGCCGCCAAGCACAUCCAAGGCCUGGAAAGCACCACCAGGAGGGCGGCCUGCGCAGCUGUGAAAGAAUUCAACAAGGGCCAGGCCAUGGAGUCGGCAGAAAGGAAAAGUCUAGAGAAAAAACAAGAACACGAGGACAACGUGGCCGAGAUCGCCAACCUGCUGCGCGGGGAUCUGCUCUCCGAGAACCCGCAGCAGGCAGCCAGCGCCUUUGGGCCCCACCGCGUGGUCCCCGACCGCUGGAAGGGCAUGACCCAGGAGCAGCUGGAGCAGAUCCGCGGGGUCCAGAAGCUGCAAGUGCAGGAGAAGCUGAGGCUCCAGGAAGAAGAGCGCCAGCGAGACCAGGACUGGGACCGGCAGAGGAUCCAGGGCGCCCGCGGGGCUCUGCUGUUUGAGCGCCUGUGGCAGCGCCAGCAACGCGACCUGCGCAGAGCCCUGGACGGCAGCAACCUCGGCCUGGCUGCGGAGCGGCUUCUGCAGAAAAAACAUAUGAAGGAAGUCUAUACAAACCAACCCACUGAAGAUUAUUUCACACAAUUUAACACAGGAAGUCGAUAA